AUGUUCGGUAGCUGGUCUUCAUACCCCGUCGGCGACGGCUCCCGUUCCGCAGUUAUCUGCCAAAUCUUCAAAUACAAGGGCCCGUUAACCUUCCCCGAAUACUCGGCCUCGGCAGUCUCGCAAGAAUCAUCAUCAUCUUCAUCGUCAUCGUCAGAAUCGACGUUUGCUGUCCCUGAUGGCGAGAGGAACUUCUACACCUACUUUGCUAAGAUCAAACGGGCCACCGACGUGACGCCGCAACACCUAGACGUGCUUAACCUCAGCGUAUCGUACGAUGUCCCCGUAGAGGAUUUGGUGGGCGGGAAGGAAUGGCUCCCCAAAGACGAAGACGAUGAGAUCUGGGCCGAGCGCAAACGGGAACUCCUGAUUGAGAACGACACGGCGUAUCAGGUCAUGGCUCGCAUCCGUAGGGAUAUAAAGCUGGGCCACAUGUACAAGUUCUUCCAGGCGCUCGAGAUGGUGACGCCAUACUAUGGAAUGCCGGACGAAUCCGAGGCGGCGGCAUCCAUGAUGGACAUUGAUUCACCCUCUCCCCCGAGCAACGACAACGGCAAGCGGCCCGCGUCUGAGGAAGCUGCCGGUACCGCAAAGAAAGAUCGGGCUUCCCCUGAAUCCGAUCCGAGUCCCGAGGGGAAGAAGGAGGAAAAGUUUUCUAUGCCAGAACGCUUCCGCGACGAUCUGGUCAAGAAUUUCGUUGAGCCCAUAUGCUGGGGUCACGGUGUUAGAGUUUACCCGCCCAGGGCCCCUCCAAAGCUCCAUGUCCAGCACUCCAAGUUCUCGGUUCACUUGAACUACCACAUCCACUGGACGCCGACGGACUCGCAAGAGGCCCGCAGUGGUCUUGUCGACGGACCGGCCCUUGGAAUGCAAAUCCGCCACGAACAUGCCUUCCGCGCCUUGAACGACCCGGCAGCAGCCAUCAAGAAGCGCCGCAAGAAGCUUAUGGCGGCAGCACUCGCCGCCAAAGGGAUCCUUGUUGUCGGCGAUGAUGGGGCUGCCCACGACGUGGUUGGCGUGACGAGGGAGAUUGCAGCAUUGCUAUCGAUAGCACAAAUGAGGGCGAAAGAAGGUGCCACGGAGAAGAAGGUGCGCUUUCGUGCGAUUGGGAAAGUCGAGGGAAGCUACUGGGACGACGUGUUCAUGGUCAGCAGUCUGCACCACCACGUGUCGAUCUCGCACCUACGCGUGAGCAAGCCGUACCUGAGAUUCCUGAGGACGGGCAAAAUGCCAAACCCGCACCAUGCGUUCAUCAAAGAGGGAGGCUGGGAGAAGCUGCAUCUGAACAAGACGAAGUACUACAGUCUGAUGGUGCCCGAAGACCGCGUUGAGGCGGCUAGGGCUCUCGUGACAGUUCUGAAGUAUGUCACAAGGAACGAGAAGAAGAUGUAG
Messenger RNA from Tricharina praecox, 1389 nucleotides. RefSeq lists its product as uncharacterized. The transcript has 4 exons. Bases 1 to 1389 code for a protein of 462 amino acids. The record is from RefSeq and is a predicted model, not a curated record. NCBI's taxonomy places the organism in Eukaryota, Fungi, Ascomycota, Pezizomycetes, Pezizales, Pyronemataceae.